AUGAGGGCGCUAGUCGCUGUCGGGGCUUGCUACCUCGAUACGAUUUUGACAGUCGACCACUAUCCCCAAGAAGAUGAAAAGCUACGUGCAUCCCACGUCUCGCGACGCCGUGGUGGAAACUGUCCGAACUCGCUUGAGGUGCUCCAGCAGCUAUUUGAAAACGGGCCGGAUGCUGCGGUGUCUGUACCACUGUAUGCAGUACUCGUACUGCCUGCGAAGUCAUCGCCGGCUGUAAGGGAAGUCCAGACGUCGCUGGGUUCGAAAGUCGACCUUCGGCAUUGUAUCUAUCGGGAGGAGUGGCGCGACGCUGCGUCGAGCUACAUCAUCCGCAGUCAAUCCGCGGGCACGCGCACGAUUGUGAACUAUAACCCGCUACCGGAGAUGACGGCUGAUGAGUUUGUGCAAGUAGCAGACGACUUGCCAGCUGACCCUACGUGGUUUCACUUUGAAGGCCGUAUCCCAGAGGUCACCCUAGCGUGCAUGCAAUAUGUUCGCCGGAAGAAUCCAGGCAAUCGGGUCAGUGUGGAAAUCGAGAAGCCUGACCGAGCGGGCUUGCGAGAGCUAGCGGCCGAAGCAGACGUAGUCUUUUAUUCCAAAAACUGGGCUCAAUGGAACGGAUACCAGUCGCCGCGGGAGCUUUUGGAAGCCGAGUUACUGCUAACCCCCAAAGCGGCGAUCUUGUGCUGUACUUGGGGCGAAGGAGGCGCCGUUGGCCUCGAUGUGGAUCGCAUGGCGUAUAUUGACACGCCCGCGUUCCGGGACAGCCAGCGACCUGUGGUUGACACGACGGGCGCAGGCGACACCUUCAUCGCGGGCAUGCUGCACGGGUUGCUCGUCCACGAGGACCAAUUCGAGCUGGCAAAAGAAAUGCGAUUUGCAAGCCGGCUGGCGGGCCACAAAGUUACACGCGAAGGGUUCGACGGGCUUGGGACGGCGGCGGUGGAGCAGCUGUAA
This is a messenger RNA of Ophidiomyces ophidiicola, 954 nucleotides long. RefSeq lists its product as uncharacterized. Gene Ontology annotation, molecular function: ketohexokinase activity. Gene Ontology annotation, biological process: fructose metabolic process. Bases 1 to 954 code for a protein of 317 amino acids. Lineage: Eukaryota; Fungi; Ascomycota; Eurotiomycetes; Onygenales; Onygenaceae. The record is from RefSeq and is a predicted model, not a curated record. The transcript has 6 exons.